Molecule: messenger RNA, 1901 nt
Organism: Syngnathus acus (greater pipefish)
Lineage: Eukaryota; Metazoa; Chordata; Actinopteri; Syngnathiformes; Syngnathidae
Product: PARP1 binding protein
Exons: 10
Coding region: 91-1731 (546 amino acids)
Biological process (GO): negative regulation of double-strand break repair via homologous recombination
Cellular component (GO): chromatin
Source: RefSeq, a predicted model, not a curated record
AAAAUUUAAAAUCAGCUGUUUUCUUGUCUUGUUUUGUUGGACGUCGUAGGUGUUUUGGAGGUUGAUUUGACAACAAAAUUGCAGUGUACAAUGAAAGCUGUAGGAGAGCGUUUGAAGCAGAUGAUGAGACUCUUUAGGCGAGAGAGCCAUCGCUUGCUGGAAUCCGAGAGAACGACCGUGUAUGGGGCCGACGCCAUGCUGAUGGUGCUGCAGCUGGUCAUGGCCCAAGUCAACAAGCAGGAAGGCGGCGAGUUCCGAGUGGCCCUCAGCGACGUCCUGCUGGCGUGGAAGCGCUUGCUGGUGGACAAACUGGACCUGCGCCCCCCGGACGGCCAGGCGGCGCGGCGCCAAAGCGGUGACGUCAUCCCGGAGGCGUACGAGGCCUUCCUGAAGCGCUCCAACGCUGUGGAUCUGGUCCACGUGCUGGCCAUGUGCCAAGGGCUCCAGGACCCCGAGGAGCUGGUCAGUCCUGUCGAGCUAUACGAGUUCCUAUCGGGCAGCUCGGAUGUCCCGGACGCUCCCAUCCCGUCAACACCGUCGGCCGGCAGCCCGGCAUGCGGCUGGCGUGUGAAAUCUGCAGUGAGAAGAGUAUUCUGCUCCUACCUGAGCUUGCUGGUCAACGCUAAGGACGACCUGGCCACGGCGCUGACUCUGGACGUCCCCGAUCGGGCGCUGGGACGACAGACGUUCACCGAAGUUAAGCGUGCGGCGCGCCGGAGCGACAUGUCGCUCUUCUUGGCGUUGACGUCGUUCGUGAGGACCGUCCAGCUGGGUGGCAAGGGCUACGCGCCGGCGCCCUCUGACCCGCUCAGGAAGCACAUCAAGGGCCUGUCUGCCUUUGUCCACUUCAUGGACAACCUGCAGGACAUCCUGGGGGAGACGCCUGACCCCAGCGUGUGCGGGUCGAAGCUGGUGUGUGCCAUCCGCGGGGUUCUGGUGAAGGCUUGUGACUCCAGAGACAUCCGCUCCGCCGCAGAGGAGACGGCAAGCCAGCUGAAGGAGGAAAUCUGCAAACUGCACCAAAUCCAGAAAGAUGAUGCAGUUGGGAGCGGGAUCAGCCCUGCCAGGCCGAAGGCGUACGCCGUGAACCGCGCCACGGCUUACGGCGGCCGAGAUACGGUGAAGGUUCUGCUGGCUCUGCUGGACCAAGAAGCCGCGACGCCGCCUUGCUCUAACAAGGCCGACUUGCUGUCCGAGGACCAGCCCGUACUCAACGGGACCGAAGCCACCUCCGUUCUGGCCUUGUUCAGGUCCCCUGAGGUGUCCACCGGAUCUUCCCCAGAGCCCCUGAAGAAGCGAGCCCGGAGCCUCCUGGCCCCGCUCAAAGCCAAGAUGGGACCCCGAGCAAUCCGAUCCCAGUUUGCUUGCACCUACCAGGAGGACGAAGAACCGGCCCUCAAUCGUGUUCUGCUCUUCCCGAGCUCGAGCCAAGUGCCCACCUGCGUGCACCCGGCACCCAAACCCAAAAGCGGACCUGCGACCUCAGCUAAACCUUCCGAGACGAUCGCCGCCUUGGCUCCCAGGAGCGCGAACUCCGACCCGGUCCGAGCUGCGGGUUCAGACGGCGCAGUUGAAAAGACGACAAAGAAGAGGAGGCGGGCAGAUGUGGGGACGGAGAACGAAGCUCCGGAGAAGAAGAAGAAGCAGCCGCUGAAAACCACCAAGAAGACCAAGAUGAUCACAGGACAGGCCACGCUCACCAGCUUCUUCAGAGUUUCGAACCACCAGUGACAACCCACAGAGAGAAAUUUUUUUUUUUUUUUGGUCACUUACUGCCAUUUUGGAGACGCUUGUGUUGCUUUAUUGUGUGGAAAAAUCAAUCCCACGAGCCUUAUUUUGAAAGGAUGAAACCACGCUGUAAAUAGGAGUUCAUUUGAAAUAAACUUUUAUUUUAUUGUACA